This is a messenger RNA of Schistosoma mattheei, 4644 nucleotides long. The record is from the annotation of a GenBank genome assembly. Lineage: Eukaryota; Metazoa; Platyhelminthes; Trematoda; Strigeidida; Schistosomatidae.
AUGUUCGCCUCAUCGAGUUCCAAAAAACCCACUGGUUUGUUUGCUGGAAUAUCCAACGAUUCUUGUGUAAACUUGUUCCAAGUUCCACUUACUACAAACAGUAAUAUUCCAGCCCCAGGACUUUUCGGCAACUUAAAAACCACGGAAUUCAGGGCCAACAUUAAAGAAUCAGGGCCUAGUUCCUCAUCAGCCCACACCAUAGGGAAAAAUAGUAAUGUCUCAAGAACAGUUUUCCAUUCUCCUCGAAGUGGUGAUGGUUUUGAAAAAGAUCGAAAUGGUCGUUGUGUAACUGACACCAGUAUGAAUAGCAAUGCGCACAAUAGCUACUUCGACCUUUCUGGAUCUUCUAACAAUGAAAAAAGGUGCUUAGAUUCAAAUAAUAUCCAGAAUGCCGCUAACUUGUAUUGGCCUGCAGUUAAAUUAUCCCGUUUGCCGAUCGAAUACAACACAAAGAGUUUUCUACUGAAGCACUUCCAAAGUUUUGGUCCUGUUGAACGAAUUAUAUGUCAACCUUCUAUGGAUGCUGCUUAUAUAGCUUUUAAUUCUUUGUCUUCUGCAAAUCAAGCUAAACGAUCAGGACGUGCACGUAUUGCAUCUGCUAACAUUGAUUUGCCUAGCUCAGUCCUUUUUACCAUGGCACGAUGUCGUCGUCAAACUAAUUCUGGAUCAAAAUCAAUAUCACCUAAAUUAGGUCCUAUCAGGGGUAGAAACACCGUGUCCUCCAUAUCCCCAUCAUGUACAUCUCUGAAAAGAAUGAUUACAUCACACUCUAAUACAAAGCAGGUCAUGAAUAAAAAGCAAUUUUCCAGAGUAUCUGUUUCAAGUGAUAAUCAGUCAUCUCGUACAUCAGUUAUUAUUGAUAAUCAAUUAUCAUUUACGUCGUCCCAGAUGGUAUGCAAUACACAACCAACAAUAUCCUCUAUUACACGGCCAAAUGCAUCCGCCUAUAAUAAUAAUAGUCUAUUCAAUCAGAAAUCUCCAAGUGCUACUACACUAGAUGAACGACUGUCUGUAUUACAAGAAUAUUAUAAACGUGAUUGUGAACUGAGGUCUAUAUCCAAAUCUGCUGAUCCAAAAAUUCAAUGUUCGGAUAUAUGCAACAGCAACACUGGUGAACCGAUUCGUCAUGCACCCAUUAAAGGCACAUGUGAAGAUAUGUGUCCUGAAUUGGAACGUUAUUGUCGAGCAGCUCAUCAACGUGUAUCUAUAUUUGAGUGUUUACCUACUACAAUGAGUGUUAAUUCAUCUUCUUGGGAGAUGGAUCAUACUCGGGCUGUGAAAGAUUAUCAACGUUCUUCAGCCGAUCAACCUGUACCAUUACCCCGAGAACUACGACCGACAUGUGUUUUGCAACGUACAAUGGCUUAUUUACUAGCUAGCAUAGCUGAUCGCCCAGAAAUUGAUACCAGUCGUAGCCUAUGGAAACCUUGGUAUGAAUUUAUGUGGACACGUACACGAGCUAUUCGCAAAGAUAUACGGCAGCAAAACUUAUGUUGUCCCAUUGUUAUUGGUGUUAUUGAACGGAUAGCAAGAUUUCAUAUUUUCUGUGCUGCACGAUUAGUUGAUCAACCAGUGGAUACUUUUGAUCCUCGCAUUAAUUCAGAAAAUUUAACUCAGUGUCUGCAAACAUUAAAGGAGAUGUACAGUGAUUUAGAUUCACCAAUUACUUCUGAAAAUAUGUGUCCUAAUGAAGCAGAAUUCCGAGGUUAUAUGCUGUUAAUGAAACUGAACGACCAAAACGAGAUCAAUGAAGCUCAACGUUUACCUGAACGACUACGUCAAUCUAAACCUGUACGAUUUGCAUUUGCUACACAUGAAGCUCUCAUAACAAACAAUUAUAUCAGAUUUUUCCGUUUAGCUCGUCAAGCUACAUGUUUAGUUGCUUGUCUUAUGCAUAGAUAUUUUGUACAAAUACGUAGUCAAGCUUUAAUGAAACUGUCUUGUGCAUUUGCUGGACAUCCAAAACGAGAAGUUCAUUAUCCUAUUUCUACUCUGACACAACAACUCGGUUUUGAAAAUGAAACAGAAUCUAAACAUUUCUGUGAAACAUGGGGUUUAUCAGUGUUUGGUUCAAAUGUGAUAUUUGAAAAACAAAUUCAACCUCAACCACCUACGUUACCAUGGAAAGAACAGAGAUCAUUUCACCUAGUUGAGAAUAAGCGUAUUGGUAUCCCAUUGUCUGUUUUAUUCAAUGGUUCUCCUGUUAAUCCUUCAGAUGCAAUACCAUCUCCUGUUCAGUCUUCGUUUGAUACAAACGGUAAAUAUAUUUGCUCACAAAGGAAACCUACUCAAAAUGAUAAUGCUACACUUGAUUAUAAUAAUCGUAUUGCUGACAAUAAUGUUUGUAAUAAUAAUUGGAUCACUUCAUAUAUGUAUCAACAGCCUAUAACAAAUUCUUCAUCAUCAUCAACAACCAAUUCAUGGUUAACUGAAAGCAAUACAUCUAGCAAAAAACAAAUAUUUGAUGAAUUGUUAGAAUUUGUAUAUAAUGAAUGUGUUGAUGAAGUUCUAUGCUAUUCAAAAUGUGCUCAAACUAUUCUACUUGAAGAGAUAAUAAUUAGUGAACUAAUCGAGAAGUUAAUUAAAGAUUUUAUUGAAGAUCAUCUAGUUGAUCUUUUUAAUAAUAAAUUAGAUCCUGUUCGUCAAAUAUGUAAACAAAUCAUGGAAAAUGUAACGAAUGAAACAAUCAACUUAGAUUUACGUAGUUUAGUUCAUCGUGAAUUGGAUUUAGAAUAUCAUUAUAAUGAAUAUUUCAAUCAAUUAAUCAAUGAACAAUUACAUCAAUUGGCAAUGUCUUCUUUAACUUUAUCCAUUGCUACUUCAUUAUAUAAUUAUUCAUUAUUAAAAUGUUGUUUUAAUCGUUUUCAUUAUUUAAUAUGGAAACGCAAUGAAUUAAUGGAACAAGAAAUUUUAUUAAAUACAAUGCCAACAUCAGUUAGUAGUGAUUGUUUGCCAUUAUGCUUAAUGAUUAGUAAUAAUAAUAAUAAUCAAAUGAAUACUAAUGAAAAUGUAUCUACUUUGAAAUUGUUGAAACAUUCAAGUUAUUCACGAAUUUCAUUGGAAAUGCUAAAAUUAGAUAAUGAACUUACUUGGUCUCCUUUGAAACUAUCCUCAAUAUUCUAUAAAUAUCCAUUAGGAUUAUAUAAAUCUAUGUUGAUACCUACUAAUUAUUGUUCAAGUAUUAUACAACAACAUUUUACAAAUAUUUUUUAUUGGAUUACUGAAAAAUUAAAACAUUCAUCUAUAGUUCUAUUAAAUGAAUGGUCAAAUUCAUCAAUAAUAUUCAAUAAAUUAUCAGGUAUUAUCAUUAUUGGUUACUUUGAUCAUUCAAUCACUAAAGAACAAUUAAUGUCCAUGUAUUUAACUGAUAUAAUGAAUAACUAUGAUAAAGAUAUAAUUAAUCGUUUAUUGAUUUUAGUUGUAAAUUAUUCAUUACAAGAAAUUCCUUGUUUAUCAUCAUCAUCAUCAUCAUCAUUUGAAAAUGUACAGAAUAAUUAUGACGAUGAUAUCUAUUUUGUACGUUUAUGUAAUCCUAUUACAUUUGGACAAAAAAAAUUUCAACCUAGUCCAUUUUGUGAUCAUUACACAUUUCAAAAUGGACAUAAUGCUAAUGCAAAAUAUUCCUUGUUAUCAUCAUCAUCUCUAUUGAAUAGUGAAAUUACCAUCUUGUGUACAAAGUUGUAUAGUUUAAUAAAUGAAUACAUUGAUAUAGCAUUAUUACGUCCAUUGGGUAAUUUGUCUAAAAGUUGGAAGUUGCACGGGCUUGUUGAUCCAUCAUUAAAAUCUUUAAUUAAUGAAUAUCAUUCUACAAUCUCCUAUUUAUUGAAUCAAUUGAAUCCUAUUCAUCAAACUCUUACGAAUCUAUUACAGAAUAUACUUAUUCUACCAGAAAAUAUUCUUCAUUUAUUAUUCAUUGAUUUAUAUGAAGAUAAUAAAAUCAAUAAAGAAACUAAUGACGUUACCAUAACAACUAAAUGGAGUAUUUAUCUUGAAAAUUGGUUAAUUAUAUCCAAACAAUUAAAAUUAAAUUCAUCAAUUAAAAAUUGGAUAUUGACAUUAUUUCAUAACAUUGAAAAAGAUUAUUUUAUGCAAUUAAAAAAUCAAUUAUUCAAUUCUAUUAUUUAUUCAUCAUCAUCAUCAAUGAAGAAUAAUGAAUUAUAUUUACCGCCAAUUUAUUUAGCGCCUAAUUUAAAUGUAUUUUUUGUUUUAAUUUAUCAUUGUUUAAAUAAUUUAUCAAAAUUAUUAUUAACUAUGAAUAAUGAAUUAUGUAAUCAUAAUCAUAAUGAUAGUGAAGAAUUUAAUAAAUUAAUUGAAAUGUCAUGUAUCAUAACAAAGUUAAUUGAUCAAAUGAAAUCAAACAAUAUUGUAAAUCAGUUAAUUGAACACUUCAAAAAAUUAGAUGAACCAUGUAUGACACGUUCAAAUGCAAUUAAUUUGUCAUUAGAUAAUUUACGUAGAAAUCAAAUAGAAACUUGUUUACAAUCUGUACGUAAACAAAAUUCAUUUACAUCCAUUAAACACAAAGAAUCAUUAUCAAUGAAAAUGUAUCAAUUAUCUUCAAAAAUUCGUAAAAUUGAAAAUUCUAUGAAUGAUGCCAUUCAAGAAACUAUGAAAUAUCAAUUAAAAAACAACUCCCCUAACUGA